This is a messenger RNA of Cryptomeria japonica (Japanese cedar), 2436 nucleotides long. RefSeq lists its product as uncharacterized. Gene Ontology annotation, molecular function: protein binding. The coding region runs from base 1 to 2436 and encodes 811 amino acids. The record is from RefSeq and is a predicted model, not a curated record. The transcript is spliced from 6 exons. Lineage: Eukaryota; Viridiplantae; Streptophyta; Pinopsida; Cupressales; Cupressaceae.
AUGAUCAAUAUUGUGGAUGAAGAAAAACUAGAGCGAUACGGAAAAUAUAGGUAUUCUAGUGUAGAUACAUUAAUGGAGGAUUGCUUUCCAGAAUUGCUAGAGCCCGACUGGCUUAAAGAUUUUUCUGUGCGGGGAGGUACGGAUUGGAGUUACAUCGCAGACACAUUCUGGAACUUUUUGUCUGAAUGCUUUGCAGGGUCGAUGAUACAGUUUUAUGUGAACUACAUUCUUGCAAAUAUAUGUGAGCAAAGUAAUGAGUGUGAUCUGAAGACAAUAACAUCAAGCCAAGAGAAUUUCAUGGUUGCCUCUCUCAUUCUUUUCUAUCUGUCCCAUCGGAGAAAUGACAUCAUACACACACCUCUGGCACAUGACUGCAGAUUUAGUUGUGCUGAAAAAAUAUUAAAUUAUGUGGCAUCAAACAACGGGCCAGCUGAUCUUCAACCCGCUGGCCAAGCUUCUGAAGAGCUGAGAGUGGAGGGAAAGACACAUAUCUGUGUGGUAAACAGGUUAUUAGAAUGCGGAGCUCAGCCUGGACCAACAUAUGCUAUUUUAGAUUUUACAAAGCUAACAGCUCUACUUGCUGCUAUACGGUACUUACCGGACGGAGAUAUUGAAAGAGAGGUUGCAAUAUCUUUGCUCAACAAGUGUGAUGAGAAACAACAUGAACAGGUGUUGAAUACUCCACAUGAAAUGGGGUGGAGUGCACUUCACAUCGCUUCUAACAAUAAUGAAGCAAAUGCUUGCCAAAUGCUUCUUAACUAUGGAGCUAAAUUAGAUGUUCUGAAUAAUGACGGCAAGACAGCUCUGCACAUUGCCGUUGAAUGUGAGGAUGAUAGAGUUGUAAAUGUAUUUAUGGAACAUCCACGUAUUACUGAAUCAGUUGAUUUAAAAGAUGAAAUGGGGAUGAGCCCUUUAGAUACAGCCGUUGCCUCAACAAAUGAAAAAAUAGCAGCAAUGUUGUUAUUCAAGUCAAAACAGCCUGAAGCUUAUUUUGACAAGGUGAAUCUGGAACGGCUUCUACGUUGCUCUUUACUGAAUGGAUUUGUCUAUACUGUUAGAAAUCUGUUUGAGAGGGGAACAAAAGUGCCAGCUGGGGAGUGCGAUGAUGAAGGAAAAACAGUUUUGCAUUUGGCUGCCACGUGUAAAGAUGGUCAGAAAGCAAUGGAGAUGGUCAACAUGGUAUUUGAAAAUAUCAAAGUUAAGGAAAGCUUGAUGACUAAACAGGACAGAAGAGGGAGGACCGCUCUCCAUGAGGCCGCUUUGAAUGGAAAACAAGAGCUCUGCAAAUAUCUUCUGAAAAUAAAUCCAAAAAUAAUAAGUCUGAAAGACAGGGAUGGACGAACUUCUAUAUAUGACGCAAUUGAAGGAGAACAUAAUGAGAAAGAUGUUUUACAGAUCUUUCUUGGAGUCUAUGUCAAUACAGAUAGCAAAAAAGAUCUGGUUGAAUUGCGCCUUUCUAAGGUAAAAGAAACUGCAGAAUAUUUGAAGAGAAGUGAUUUUCUUGGACAAACAGCCCUUCACAAGGCCACAAAUUGUGGAGACUCGGAUACAGUGAAGCUUUUGUUGAAAAGAGGUGCCCAUCCCCUGGAAGAACGUGAUUGUGAUGGUCGGACUGCACUCCAUUAUGCUGUGAAAGCUGAAAGAGACAAUAUAAAAUUGACUGGUUUGCUAUUAAAUGGAUGCAGAACCAAUCAAGAGAAAUGCCUCUUGUUAUGGGCCUCUGCAGCAGGCUUAGGCACCGCUGAAAGCAGUCUUAGCGAUGAUGAUCCACUUCGAGAAAUCCUUGCUGUUGAAAGAAAUAAAAUAAAAGAACAGCUUACUACUGAAAAUCUGUUGAAAACUGCUGCUGUUGCAGGAGACAUAGAAAUGACCAAAGAACUGAUUGCCAGAGGUUAUAAAAUGGCAGAUAUACAGGAUACAGAAUGGAGAAAUAGAUUAAGAAAAGAAGAAAAAAACAAUGUAAAUAGAGUUUUAAGUCAACUUGAGAGGAUCGCCCAACAGGCAAAUGACCAACCUACCAUAUUGGACAAUCUUGAAAGCAUUUUGUUAAAAACGGCAGCUCAAGUGGCAUUGUUGCCAUCUGCAAAAUUAUCAAGUUCAUCUUCAGAACUGCCUGGUAUCUCAACCUCUGAAUUAUCCAUAAAAGGAAAAAAGAAAUAUGAAGAAAUCAAAAGACAUGUCGAUUUUGAACAAAAUGGUAACAAAACCUUAAUUUCUAUCAUGAUGGAUAACAUUUGGAGUUGGGUUAAAAAGUUCAACAAAGAGGAAUCUCCAGCAGAGAUCGGACAUACCAAAGAAGACUCUCUUGGAGAGUUCCUAAAUACAUACAAAGCUAAAUAUCGCAAGAUUUUUAAAUCACUUGCUGCAAUGGAUAGCAUAGACAUGGUAAAAGUGCUAGCUUACAAUGAAAGUGCUUUAAAACAGCUUAAUAGUUAA